AUGUCCAGCUCUACUGAUGGGACUGAACCAAAACCACCCUCAAUGUCGGUCCAUCCUUCCAUUUCACCUACUCUUCCAGUUCCACCAUCGACUCCGCCGGAUGAUGUCCAAAUGUCCAGCUCUACAGAUGGGACUGAACCAAAACCAUCCUCAAGGUCGGUUCAUCCUUCAAAUUCACCUACUCCUCAAGUUCCACCGCCGGCUCCGCCGGAUGAUGUUCAAAUGUCCAGUUCUGCUGAUGGGACUGAACCAAAAUCAUCCUCAAUGUUGGUCCGUCUUUCCAAUUCGCCUACUCCUCCACUUCCAUCACCGGCUCUGCCGGAUGAUGUUCAAAUGUCCGGCUCUCCUGAUGGGACUGAGCCAGAACCAUCUUCCACGCCGGUCCUCUUCACUGGUACUCCGAGGAAGGAGAGCCAAGCGGACUCCAUAAURCUCAAGCCCGACUCACAAUCUCAGGCUGAUGGGAAAAGCGCCCCGAAAUCUCGGGAAGCGGCUCUGAGGCAAACCAGAGCGUCCAAAAAGCCUUCGUUUAAACCGUCACCGCCGUCUGCAAUUUCACUUGACUUUUCAGUAUCCAGUCCCUCAUUGGGUCGAGCGCUAGAGGCUCAGAGGRAGAAAGUAUCCCACUAUGCCAAUCUACCUCAAUCCCAGGCAAYGGCMCUCAAAAAGGAGCAGGCCAAUGCAGGUACUCCUAAUAAGAAGAGGGCUAGAAAGAAAAAACAGUCCUUCAAUUCCUUUAACAUCACAUAUGAUGACUCGCAGAAAACCUUUUCAGGUCCGCCUGCGAAGGACUCACUUUUUCUGGGACCCGUACCGGGUAAAAAGGGGAAAAAGCCCUUCAAUUCUGUUAAAAGAUAUGAUGAUUGGUUCUAG
Exaiptasia diaphana is the source of this 873-nucleotide messenger RNA. Its product is annotated as leucine-rich repeat extensin-like protein 5. Bases 1 to 873 code for a protein of 290 amino acids. The transcript has a single exon. Lineage: Eukaryota; Metazoa; Cnidaria; Anthozoa; Actiniaria; Aiptasiidae. The record is from RefSeq and is a predicted model, not a curated record.